Eurypyga helias (sunbittern) is the source of this 383-nucleotide messenger RNA. RefSeq names its product biotin--protein ligase-like. Lineage: Eukaryota; Metazoa; Chordata; Aves; Eurypygiformes; Eurypygidae. The transcript has 2 exons. The record is from RefSeq and is a predicted model, not a curated record. The annotation marks the transcript as partial. Gene Ontology annotation, cellular component: cytoplasm. Gene Ontology annotation, biological process: protein modification process. Gene Ontology annotation, molecular function: biotin--[biotin carboxyl-carrier protein] ligase activity.
GCUUUGGAUUUAAUGUGAAUAACAGCAACCCCACCAUAUGCAUCAAUGACCUCAUCACAAAAUUUAACAAGGAAGAGGGGACAAAGCUGAAGGCUUUAACUCCAGACUGUCUUAUUGCAAGAACUGUAACUGUGCUAGAGAGGCUUAUAGAUAUUUUCCAGGAGAAAGGGCCCAACGGAGUUCUUCCCCGUUACUACAAGUACUGGGCACACAGUGGUAAGCAAGUCCGUCUCUACAAUGAAGAGGGCCCAAUGGCAUGGAUAGUCGGGAUAGAUGAUUAUGGAUUCCUUCAAGUUCAUGAAGAAGGCAAGGGUGUGGAGUCUGUGCACCCUGAUGGCAACUCGUUUGACAUGCUGAGAAACCUCAUAAUCCCAAAGCAUUAG